CCAAGCAUAUAAAACAAUAAUAGUCGGAUUCGGUUUUUAUUUACGCCGCAAAAAUGACGAUUUUGUACAAAGUUGAGGGCAAGGAAUUUAGCAAAGACAGUGUUUUCCCGCACAAGAAGGUCCUCUGCUCUGUCUCCACGCGGAAUAUUGUAGCGUUCAGCGCUCUGCAGAGUGCUAUACUUCCGUCGUCACAUGGAGGAGAUGCCGGCGAUGGAACCUUGCCGGGAGCGGGCCUAGGUGUGGGUGCCAGCAACAGUCAUGUGUACGUCUGCGAUAUUGUGACGCCCUGGGAGUACUACAAGGUGUGCUCAUCCAAAUCGCUAAUCAGUGUACUCCAGUGGAGUCCAAACGGAGAACAAUUGCUUCUCGGUUACAUCGGUGGACGCGUUGAGAUCUGGCAGCCUCGGAAUCAGUCGAUUAAUCUAUGGGUGCUUCAGUACCACGCUACUGUGCCCAGUGAAGACAUUAUUGAUGCACAGUUUUUUCAUAAUGGCAAGGGGCUAAUCUUUAAUCCCCAAAAAAAGGAUCACACCUAUUAUGCGGAGAAGUUCGAGAGGAUGGAACAGCAAAAGCCCACUCUCAGCGGAUUUGGUGGAGUCCCCAGUGAGGGCUGUGUCCUGCUAACGUCUUCUGGACUGAUUGCCGCCUUUAGUCUGCCCGUUCUGCAAAAAACAUCCGCUGGCGGAGGAGUUGAAGGAACUGCCCACGAAAUCGUUGAAGUGACGCCCACACUUCAAAGUAUCGGCAUAUCCCGCAGCUUUAUCGAGCAUUGCAGCAUAACGCCGAAUCCAUCGGGAGCCCUUAGCGUUGCCUUUACUUGCGGCUGGCAGAAACAGUUGGUGCAGUGUUUCCGAAUUUCGCUUUCCUUGGAGGGAGAACUCGGUCUCGAGCAGCAUCUAGCCAUCAAGUCCGAGUCACAAACUAGCAUAUUUUUGGGUCCCCUCGACGGAAGGCGAAUCAGUCACCUUAAAUGGACACGGGUGGCCAACGAGGAUGUGAUCUUCAUAGCCUACGCCUGUCCUGAUGGUGCUGGCAGCCAGCUCGAGCAAUGGACAUUGACGAGGCGACAUCAGAGUGUCCAUGCCCUGCUUCAGGGAGGCGGUAGCACCAACAGCAAGCAAAAUGAGUUCGUACAAUCUGAAAGUUGGGAACAGGUGGGCAAGGUGCAGUUAAAUGCAUCAUUGGCAGAUAUAAGUGUAACCCGACUAUCUGUCUCCACACCGGAAUGUUGUCAGGUGUAUGCCAUUCUUAAGGACAACAGUGUUCAGGUGCUGGAGCCCAAUACCCUAAAGCAGCUGAAUCAUACCCAGUUUGAGAAGGUUUCAGACGCCAGUGGAGGAGUAAAGUUUGUAAGUGGUGACUUGACACCCACCAGUCAAAUGCUUCUUAUCUUCGACACUCACGCACAACUACACGCCAUGCAGGCACCUCUUCUAAAGCAAGCAGGAUCGGGACUGCUUCUACUGGAAUAUUGCAUAGUCACGGGCUGCGAUGCCAGCGAUGUGCUACUCCUUAAUCUUGGAAAUCUAGAGGCAUUGGUGGAGAAGCUAACGGAUAAUUUUACGAGGCAGCCAUCAUAUGUGCGCCAUUAUUAUUAUGCUAAUUUUCUGGCCCUGAAGUCUAAUCUGUGCAGAGUGCAACAGCAGGAGUUCGAUAACCUAAUUAUUCUGCACGCAAUAUCUACCACUUUUAAGAGUCUUUUGCGACCCUCCGAUCUGGGCUUUCAGGAUAAGGGACCCGCUGAUAACUUAGCUAUUAAGCUCGCAGAAUCCAUACCAGACGUGGACACCGUGAUGCUGAACCUCGAUGCCAAGGACUUCACUGUAGAGCCAGUGAUGCUGCAAAGCCUACAGCAACUGAUCCAGUGGGUCACCGACCUGGCUCUCAACAUGCUGAAUCGCCUGCCCGAAGAAGUGAUGAAGAGCAAACUGUCCGGAAAGCGGCCAAGCUAUGAUAUUAGCCGGGACAUCGUGGCCAUCGGCAGUCUGCGCGAACUUCUGGUAAUGAUUCGCAUCUGGGGGCUGCUGAACACCCAGUGCCUGCCCGUCUAUACCAAGACGAUGGACAACAUAGAUGUGCUGGUUAUUCUUUUCCGUUUGCUAACUCGUUUGGCUCAAAAUCCAGCAGAGCCGGACGAAAUGCUUUUGGACGAGUGCAGUCUUCUGUCUAAGCAAUUACUGAUACCACAGCCAACAAAGUUUAACCCUACCACGCUGCUGAGUGCCCAAGGAUUCGCGGCUGUCAAGUUGGGACAGCUACAGUUCACCUCAUUGGUAGAGCCAUCUUGUUUGCAGGACGUGGAAACAGAGGACGUGGUCUUCGCCCGUUCAGUAAAGGAUGGCGUAAGCAAUCUCCAGUUAGGUGCCCGACCCAGCACCAUCCGAAGAUGCGCCCGCUGUGGAUUUGUGUUCGUAAAUAACGCUAGCAAGGUGGCCAAGACGUCGGCCCUAAAAGCGUGGUUUAGUAAGUGGCUUCACUGUCACUGCGGCGGUUUUUGGAAACAGAUUCAUUAGUUAAUCGAAAUUACUGUCUGUCAUUCUUAGUUUUAAAAUGUAGUUAUAGUUUUAAAUAGUAUUAAAAACCAAGAUAAUUUUUCGACUCUAAAGAAAGAGAGUAAUUAAA
Molecule: messenger RNA, 2622 nt
Organism: Drosophila eugracilis
Lineage: Eukaryota; Metazoa; Arthropoda; Insecta; Diptera; Drosophilidae
Gene: MED16
Product: mediator of RNA polymerase II transcription subunit 16
Exons: 1
Coding region: 54-2513 (819 amino acids)
Biological process (GO): positive regulation of DNA-templated transcription
Cellular component (GO): mediator complex
Molecular function (GO): protein binding
Source: RefSeq, a predicted model, not a curated record